This is a messenger RNA of Neltuma alba, 1968 nucleotides long. Its product is annotated as pentatricopeptide repeat-containing protein At1g62670, mitochondrial. Lineage: Eukaryota; Viridiplantae; Streptophyta; Magnoliopsida; Fabales; Fabaceae. The record is from RefSeq and is a predicted model, not a curated record. Bases 47 to 1714 code for a protein of 555 amino acids. Gene Ontology annotation, molecular function: protein binding. The transcript has 2 exons.
UCAACGGGGCUAGCGGUGGCCGUUCUAAGACGGCUUCAAGGUGAACAUGUAUUCGGCUUCAAGGUAUGCCCUCCCCAGAAUUGCUCGCUUUCUUCCACCUUCUUCAUCUUUUAUCCUCCCAGCUUUCCCUUAUUCCUUCAACCUCAAUUUCUUUGCUCAUUCCCAAACCCCAAAUGCAAAUAACAUUCCCGAGAGCGUAGCUUCAUUCAAUCGCUUGCUCCAUCUGCAUCCCCCACCUUCCAUCCGCCAAAUUAAUAAGAUUUUAGGAUCACUUGCCAAGGCUGGACAUCAUCGCACUGCCAUAUCAUUGUGUGCACAAGCUGAGUUCAGGGGAUUCACACCCGAUUUAUUUACACUGAGCAUCUUGAUCAAUUGUUACUGCCAUUUGGGUCAGCUGUAUUCUGCUUUCUCAAUAUUUGGGAGUAUUCACAAGAUGGGUCUUCAACCGAGUAUUGUAACUGUCACUACGCUGAUAAAAGGACUGUGCAUUAGGAACCAGGUUGGAGAAGCAUUGGACUUUUAUGAUGACCUCAUGGCCAAGGGAUUUCAAUUAAAUGAAGUUAGUUAUGGAACUUUGGUUAACGGGCUGUGUAAACUUGGCAAAUUAAGGUCUGCCAUUAAAUUGGUCGAAAAGAUGGAGAGCCAGUUAUUUAAGCCUAAUGUAGUCAUCUACACCACAAUCAUUGACAGUCUUUGCAAAGGUGGACAUGUUGUUGAGGCCUAUGAAUGGUAUUUAAAAGUGAUUGAUCAAGGAAUUUUACCAGAUAUUGUCACUUAUAACUCUCUAAUCCAUGGUCACUGUAGCAAGGGACAAUGGCAAGAAGCAAAUCGGUUUCUCCAUGAUAUGGUUCUGAAAGGCAUCAAACCUAAUAUUUGUACAUUUAAUAUAUUGAUUAAUGUGUUCUGUAAAGAACGAAAGAUCAUAGAAGCUGAAGUAGUGCUUGCCAGGAUGAUGAAAUGUGGUGAGAGACCUACUGUUGUAACUUACAGUUCUUUAAUGGUUGGGUAUUUUUUGAUGAACGAUGCUAAUGAGUCAAAAGAAGUAUUUGAUAAGAUGGUCCGAAUUGGAUUGAAACCCGAUGUGGUUAGUUUUAAUGCACUGAUUGAUGGAUUAUGUAAGAUCAAGAUGGUCGAUGAAGCUAUGGCUCUGUUUAAAGAAAUGCGUAGUAAAAACGUUCAUCCUGAUGCAUGGACGUACAACUGUCUUAUUGAUGGCAUGUGCAAAUCAGGAAAAAUGUCAUGUGUGCGAGAUCUUGUUUAUGAUAUGCGUGAUAGUGGCCAUGCCCCUGGUGUAGUCACCUAUAAUAUUUUGUUAGAUGCGUUUUGUAAAGGCCAACAUCUUGAUGAGGGCAUUGCAUUAUUUCAACAAAUGGUUGCUCAAGGAGUCCAGCCUGAUUUGCGCACAUACACUAUACUUAUUCAUGGUUUGUGUAAAGGUGGUAGACUAAAUGAUGCUCGAGAGAUUUUUGAAUAUCUGUUGAUCAGUGGCUUCUGCCUUGAUGCCUUCGCAUAUAACAUUAUCAUCAUGAGCCUUUGCAGACAUGGUUUAGUUGAAGAAGCUAUGACUUUGGUUUCAAGAAUGACAGAGAAUGGCUGCCUCCCUGAUUCUGUAUCUUAUAAAGCACUUAUUGGUCGUCUUUUGGAAAAAUGUAGGAAUGAUGAAGGAGAGAAUCUUCUUCAUGUGAUGAUGGGUAGUGGUCUUCUGAAAAAAUGAAACAAGGCUGCUAAGGGAGGUGGAGAACCCUCUACCGAGAGAAGAUGAGGUUAACUAUCAUGAACAUGUGAUUCUUUAACGCUUGAAUUUCCAUAGUUCGAUUUUUAUUUAUUAGAAAUAUAGUAAAUUGAUGAACGGUGGAAGAUUAUUUUUUUUCCUUGCCAAUUCAGCAGCAGAUAUGCGGUCCUUGGAAAAUAUAGAUCAGAUCAUGACUGCAAAAUUCAUUUGGAACAUUUCACGUGCAUUUUAAAGGU